AAAGUAAUGAACGCAUUAUAACCCUCAAGUUAUUGACAAGUGUCUCGUCUCGUGACAAAAAUUAGGCAAUUUCAGUAAAAAAAUGAAAUGCUUUUUGUGAACUGAUUUCUGCAAUAACACAAUGUACGAACAUUCAAUAAAAGUACCACGACAUUUUAAAAUUGCAGCAAAUAUCGUUAAGAAAGUAUCCACAGAAGGAGGCAGUGUAAAAACUUUGUUAUACGAUAACAAACUUCGCCACUUCAGGACCAAUGUGCUGUUCGCUCUCAUAACAGAAACAAUCAAACAUGCAGCAGACAUAGAUAAAAUUUUUGAAACAUGUAGUUUGUUAACAAAUGAACCACGGCUUGAUCCGUGGUUGGCAAAGGUCCUCACAUCAGAACUACUGUUUGGCAAAAAGACUCUUCCUGGCAAGAGCAAACCUGAACAAACUAUUUUAUCAUACAAAGACCAGUUUGAAAAAUAUACAUCGGACCAUCAGGCCGACUUGAAGACUGAAGCUGUUCGCAGACCUCGUUAUGUUCGUAUCAACACCAACUUACUGACUACUUCUGAUGCAAUCCGAGCAUUCCAAGAUGAAGAGUACCGAUUUGUCCGCUGCACUUCUGGCUCCUAUAAUGACUACCUGCAGCAAAUUCAAGGCCUAUCCGAAUAUGACUUUACUCAAGACUAUCACGUGAAAACUGUAUUCGUCUUCUCUGCUGGUACGAAGCUACAUGAAAAUGAAUUGUAUCUGGAAAAUAAAAUUAUCCUGCAAGAUAAGGCUACAGCAAUGGCGGUGCACCUCCUAGCCCCGCCACCGGGCAGCGUAGCGUUGGACAUGUGUGCCGCGCCCGGUAUGAAAACCACGCAACUCGCGGCGUUUAUGAGAAAUGAGGGCAAAAUCUACGCAGUUGAGAGGAACGAAAGGAGAUAUCAGACGCUAUGUGACUUCGUCGAGAAGACUGGCUCCAAAUGCGUGGAGACGGUACAUAGAGACGCGCUGGAGAUUAAGAGGGGUGACUACGAUGACGUGGAAUACAUUCUCCUUGAUCCGAGCUGCUCGGGAUCAGGUAUGGAUCUAUGCGUCCACAACUACAUCGAAGACACCAGACUUGCUAAACUCACGUCUUUACAGGAGAAGUUUCUAAAACACGCAAUGAAUGCGUUCCCUAAAGCUAAGAGGAUCGUGUAUAGCACUUGUUCUUUAUUCCCUGAAGAAAACGAAAGAGUUAUCACCAAUGUUGUGAAGACUUCAAGGUCCAAAUGGCGUGUGCAGGACGUAAAGGAGUUACUGAAAGGACAGUGGAAUAACUUCGGUUCGGGUAUGUAUGGUAGUAUGGGUACAAGAUGUAUGUAUGCUAAACCGGAAUCUGAUUUGACUACUGGCUUCUUUCUGGCUGUCUUGGAUAGAGAUCAGAAGGAAUUAGAGAGACAGCAAAAUGGAGAAAGCAUUGUUAAUAAAGUGAACGCAAAAGCAGAUAAAUUUAGAAAAGUAGAUGUUGAAAACGGCGAAACAAGUGAGCCUGAGAAAAGAAAGAACAAAAAGAAGUCUAAUUAUGAACCCGCAGAAGAAGUCCAAACAGAAGAUCAGCCAGUCAUUGAAGUCAGCAUAAAGAAAAAGAAGAAAAAAGAAAAGACAAUGGAAGUGAAUGACACUAACGAAAUCAGUGCCAUUAAUAUUAGUAAUGGAGAUGAACCUAGAAUAGAAGAUACAGAAGAUAUACCUAAAAAGAAGAAGAAGAAAGACAAACAUAAGAAAAUGGAAACAGACAUUAGUGUAAAUGAAUCUGAAGAUACUUUAGUUCCGGACAAUGAUGGUUUAGAAAAACGUAAGAAGAAAAAACGCAAGCAUGGCAGCGACAACGGGCAACUAGCAGAAGAAACUCAAGUCGCUGAUGAAAAAGUAGAUCAUAGUAAAAAGAAGAAAAAAGACGCUAGUAACAAAGUUGAAAACAUUGAGACAGAUACCAGUGAAGUCCCCAAAAAGAAAAAGAAGAAACAUCGUAAUAAAGACAUUGAAAUUGAAAGUUGAUGUCAUUUGAUUUGUUAAAUUCUUUUUACUUUUACAAAUAAAUCGAUACCA
Messenger RNA from Pectinophora gossypiella (pink bollworm), 2065 nucleotides. RefSeq names its product 28S rRNA (cytosine-C(5))-methyltransferase (gene Nsun5). The record is from RefSeq and is a predicted model, not a curated record. Gene Ontology annotation, cellular component: nucleolus. Gene Ontology annotation, biological process: rRNA base methylation. The coding region runs from base 122 to 2014 and encodes 630 amino acids. The transcript is spliced from 6 exons. NCBI's taxonomy places the organism in Eukaryota, Metazoa, Arthropoda, Insecta, Lepidoptera, Gelechiidae. Gene Ontology annotation, molecular function: methyltransferase activity.